AGUUCCGCGUCGAGAGUUGCUUCCUUCUUGACUAUCACGGUGCUUGGAGUCCUCGGUGUUCUUCUGACGACUCGACCGCUGUUGCCGACUGAGAUUCUCCUCUGGGAUAUCUGGAGAGGAGCACCGAUCCACAGAACCGUCAAAAUGACUGACACAGGAUACUCCAGUGAAGAUGAGAAAAGGAUAAUACAGAACUCCUACAUACGCAAAGUCAGGGGUUCCGAUCCGCGAGCAGCCACCUGUCGCGGGAAGAUGCAGUUCCGAAGAUCCAAACUCAACAAUGAGAUCACGAAGCAGAUUCACAUUCGUGACGGCGCUGAAAAACUCUACAAAGCCACAAACAACAAAAAACUCAAGGAAACAGUCGCCUUAGAGCUGAGUUUCCUCAACUCGAAUCUCCAGCUGCUCAAAGAACAACUCGCCGAACUCAACAGUUCCGUUCAAAUGUACCAAAACGAAAAUCAAUCGCAGAUUGUUCCGAUGAUCCCUCUCGGCCUCAAGGAGACGAAGGACAUCGAAUUCGUCAACGCGUUCACCGAGUUCAUCGCUGAUCACUACGGCGAAGACCCUGAGCCCUACCAGAAGGCGAUCCGAGAAUUCCAAGCCGUUCGCCAAGCUGCGCGCACUCCAAGUCGAGAUCAAGCCGGAGUUCAACUGUUGUUCGAAUACUACAACUUGCUGUACUUCGUGGACCGCCGUUUCUUCCAUCCGAAGUCUUCGGCGAUCCAUUUCGAAUGGUUCGAUUCACUAACCGGGGUACCCUCGACACAGAAGACGGUCGCCUUCGAGAAGGCCUCCGUACUCUUCAACAUCUCCGCUCUAUACACUCAGAUCGGAGCCCGACAAGAUCGGAGGAAUCACGCAGGAAUCGACGCGGCCGUCGAUUCUUUCCUCAGAGCCGCGGGCAUGUUCUGCUACAUCAGGGACAACUUCAGCAAACCGCCAUCGAUGGACUUGAAUCUCACGACGCUCGAAUGUCUCUCGAAUAUCAUGCUGGCCCAGGCGCGAGAAUGUCUCUUCGAGAAAUUGGUGCUGUGUGAGCCCAAAGGAUUACUCCAUUUCAUCGAGAUCGGCCAGGAAGCGGCUGAAGUGGCCGAGGUUUAUUCGCAUGUGCACAAACUCAUCGCCGAGCCUCCCGUCAAAGACUACCUGCCAUUCUCCUGGAUCAGCCUACUGUCAGUCAAAGCAGAACACUACAGAGCCGUAGCCCAUUACUACGUGGCUUGCGGACUUCUCGACCACAAGGGUGAACUCAACGAUGUCCACAAACGAACUCUCGAAUAUCUGCACGUACAGGAUCAGGACACGGUGUGCAUCGACAUCCGGGUGCCGCGUACGGCCGACGAGAGGAUUCAACUCGGCAAGGCCCACUUGCACGAAUCGCUGCUUCUGCACGAGGAAGCUCUGCGACUUCAUCGCAUGUGCCGCCAACUCCGCCACGUCGACAACCUCCAGUCGAAACUGAGGUCGGACCAUGACGUGGCCAUAGACAAGUACGCUCAAAUAGAACAAGAGGACGAUUUCAACCAGGUUCUGGACCCGCCCCAACUGCAACCGUCAACGAAAUACCAGCUCACCCUGACUCCGCCGGACUUUUCGGCCUACAAGAUGAAAGAUCCUUUCCGUGACUUGGGUCCAAUCAGCGUUUUCAGCGCGCGUCAGCAGUGGACCUCGAUGCGGAAAGCGCAUAUGAAACGAGAGAAGAACGAGACGUUCGGUUUCAGCGUCAAAGGGGAUUCUCCGACCGUCGUAGCUGGAGUCGAACCCUGCUCGUUGGCCGAGUUGUCUGGCGUGAAAGAAGGCGAUCUGAUCGUUGGAAUCGAUGACCUCGACACGAAAUGGUCGACGCAUGAAGAAGUUGUAGAAAUCGUCCGAAACGCUGGCGAUGAAAUCACUCUGAAUAUCGUCACGCCGAUCGUGUGCGAACAUCAGAGAUCGUUACUGGAAGGUUCCUUGACGUCGCCCCGACGGAGCACUUCGCAGAGUCCGACAGCCUCGGUAUCGUCGGGCGUUUCAUCCACCGGUUCCUCGAGUAGAUUGCAGUCUCCAAACGGCUCGAUUAUGAGCAGCAAGGGCCAUCGAAAGUCCUCGUCGUGGAAUAUUUUCAAGAGAAAAGGCUCUACUCGAAGCUCUUCUCCUUCGAAAGACGACUCACUCAUCAUCAUUCCGUCGUGAUCGUCCCGGAAACUCAGCGAGAAAGCGGACGAGAAAGAGCUCUUGUAAAUAGUCCAAGUGUCAAACGAGUUCAGAUGGUAAGAGGGCCUGCAGAAGUCGGCCGCUUGUGCAAUGUACAUAAAACCGAAACGGAGAAACGGCAGCGUAGAUAUUUAUAUCAAAACCAUGGGAUUUACUAUUAUAUGCGUCGACCCUAUAACCUCAGUCUUCAGCUAGCUAGAUCCCUCAUCCCAUGGUAGUUCGCAGACUGGAACCAAUAAACCUGUGUAGAAACUGA
Molecule: messenger RNA, 2452 nt
Organism: Galendromus occidentalis (western predatory mite)
Lineage: Eukaryota; Metazoa; Arthropoda; Arachnida; Mesostigmata; Phytoseiidae
Gene: Rhp
Product: GTP-Rho-binding protein rhophilin
Exons: 6
Coding region: 145-2175 (676 amino acids)
Biological process (GO): signal transduction; negative regulation of stress fiber assembly
Molecular function (GO): protein binding
Source: RefSeq, a predicted model, not a curated record